Messenger RNA from Vigna umbellata (rice bean), 976 nucleotides. RefSeq lists its product as uncharacterized. The record is from RefSeq and is a predicted model, not a curated record. NCBI's taxonomy places the organism in Eukaryota, Viridiplantae, Streptophyta, Magnoliopsida, Fabales, Fabaceae.
UAUGGCAGCUUCAUCAAUUCUUUCUCCACCUGUUAAUACUCAGUUGGACCAGAAAAUUACUUUCCAAAGUAAAUCAUAUCUACAUAGUGAAAUUACGAGCAGCCAAACUGAGGCGGGCACUGCUAAAGAAAUUGACCAUCCUAAAAUUAUUCCGGACUUUGGGACCAACGAUGUCAUAAGCUUAUUUGUAUCAGGAAAAGAGAGUAAAGAUAGCCCAGUGGGAAAGACCCUCGCUGAACUAGAAAAGUUUUUGAAGAUGUCUCUGAAGGACGUAGUUAGCUCUGAAACUGACACUCUUCGUCUUUGGUCUACUCUUAAUUUGCUGUCCAACCUUCCUUUCAAAGAUGUGACUCUAUCAGAUGGACUCAAACGUAUUAUAGACACUAUGCUCCAACAUUUCCCAACCAUUCUACGCUCCUUUAAGCAAGGCUUUGCUGCCACCGACAAGCUGGGAAAGCUUGAAGCUUGUCAGAAUGAGGUGGCCACUACUCUUGUUUCCAAAAUUUCUGAGGCAGAGAAUUUCUACAAUGAAGCUCAACUGAAGGAAGUUGUUUUGAAGGAACAAAUAAAAGUUUUUGAGGCUGCCUUAUCAUCUUUGGAGAAGGAAAAGAAUAAAUGCAUUGCUGAAACUAUAGGGUACAAAAAUGAGCUUGAAAAUGUGAUGAAGGACAGAUCUCAAAUGUUGGAAGAUAAAAGAAAAGUUGAGCAAGAAUUGUUUGACGUGGCUUACAAAUGGUCAGAUUUGUGUAGUGAAUAUGAGCUCAAUCGCAUGGCUGCUACAAAUAUCCCGUGAGGGUUUUCGUUGUUCAUUGUUAUUGUUAAGGUUGCUCUCAUCAACUAGUUUCAAUUUACUUCCUAUAUUUCAUUUGUUUCAUUUUGUUGUAUGUCUGUUAUCUUGUUUGUUGUUGUGUAAGAGGUUGCUCUUGGCUACAACGACAAAACAAGUGUUACCAAAAAUCAAAAAGGCUAUUCGUUC